This is a messenger RNA of Acaulospora morrowiae, 1566 nucleotides long. The record is from the annotation of a GenBank genome assembly. NCBI's taxonomy places the organism in Eukaryota, Fungi, Glomeromycota, Glomeromycetes, Diversisporales, Acaulosporaceae.
AUGCUUCGUGGAAAUUGUCUUAUUAACGACUUAAAAAUUCUAAUCAAUAAUCGGCUAUACAGCGAUUUAGAAAUCAAAUGUAAGGAUGGGAUUAUCCUUUAUGGUAAUCGUGCGGUUCUUGCGGCUCGUUCUGAAGUGUUCAACAAAAUGCUUUUUAGCAGAACAAGCGAAAUCUCUGAUAAACAAAUAUCAUUUCAAAAAAUUGAAUCCGCAGCAAUGAAGAUCAUUCUUGAGUAUUUAUACACGGGAUCGAUUCUUGAUGGAAGCUUGUCGAUAGAUAAUGCAUUCGAAACUUUUAAUGCCGCCGAUUUUUUCCAAUUGAAAAAUCUCCAAGACAUUAUCUCGAACUUCUAUAAACAAGCAUGCAAGGGGGAUGGGCAGGAAAUGAAGGAAGAUAAAUCACCAGAAUUGUUGUCAAAAGCAAUUCAAGUAAUGUCAUCGUCUGAUGAUAAUGGAAUUAUUGAUUUCUUAGUAAAAUCAGUUGCCAAAAUUCCGUUGGACACCAUUGGUUUCGAUCGACUAUCUCUUCAGGCCUUACGAUGUUUGUUAUCCAACACUAAUGAUAACGAGAAGGUUUUCGUGACUAGCGAAUACUCUGUACUACGUUUUACAAUUUUAUUGUCUGCAAAAAAUGUCUCACAAGCGGCCUUUUCUGCUUUAAAGAUAAGAUUACCUUUAUGGAAUAAAAUUAAUGAUGGUUUCAACUUUAAAAACAAUGACACAUCUGGUCUCACGGACAUUUGCACCUGUACUGCAAAUAAUAUGGCACCUCUUAUCGAAUUUAUCGAUCUCCGACGCAUUGAAGGAAAAAUUCUCAUAGAUAUUAUCGAACCGUUAAAUUUAAUUCCGCAUGAAAAGUUAAUAGCAGCCUACCGUUAUUAUACUUACGAUAAAGAUCCUAUGUCAGCCUUUCGUGGAAAACCGUUUAUUAAAGAAGAUAUUAAAUGGGAUAGGAACAAUUGCGGUCCAAGUUUAUUCAUUAGUCCUGACGGAUACACGGCAUCAUGCUCUGGAAAAUACCCAACGCCAAAUUAUUUAAAAACAAAUUAUGGAAAUCAUGUUAGAACAAAUUCUCUAAUGAUCAAUGGAAUCCAUGAACUUCACGUCAAAAUUAAGAAUAUUAACUUUGUAAGAAUUGGUGUUUGUGGAAAAGUGAACCAAUCUGGUUUUGGUCAUCGGCCUGGAUUUUGCUUUGCCAAUAAUCAACCUGGUUUUGCAUUUGCCAAUGAUCAACCUGAUUUUGGAUUUGCUAAUAAUCAACCUGGUUUUGGACUUGGUAAUAAUCAAUCUGACUUGCGUAAUUUCAGUUUUUGGUGGGUCUUUUUAAAUGGAGCUACUCUUUUUUCUGGCUCAGACCACACUGUGCCUGCAAAACCUGUUUCUCUUAUGAAAUCUUUACAAAGGGGCGUAGAUGAGCUUGUUUUACGUUUGAACAUGGAUAACAAAGAGUGCAUAUGUAUUUUUAAUGGAAGAGAAAUCUCUACAGGUUGGAUUAACCUCCCGCCAGAGUUAUAUUUUUUCGCGUCAUUAGAUCCAUCUGGAACAAUAACAAUCAUGAAUAAUUAA